ACGUCAAUAAUCGCAAAAAAGGCCAUUUUGGCCGAUAUUCGUAAUGAUUUAUUUUAUUAUAAAGUUAUUGAUUUUUUAGCACAAAGGUGUCGGGCAGUUGUAGAUGGAACAUGGUUCAUACUUAUUAAGUUUCUUAUCAUUUUUUACAGUGUUCAAUAUAAAUAUAUUGAUAUUAUCGGAAUAACUUAACUUUGUUUUCGUGGACGGAGUAAUAAAACGCGAUAAGUGCGUUCUUAUUGGAGUGACGUGUUGUACUGAAAAAUAAACUGAAUCAUGUUGUCAAUAAAACAAGAGAAAAUAAAAACUGAAGAUUUAAAACCGGACAUAACCAAAAUUAAGAUUGAGCCCGAUGAACGGAAAGAUCCAACAUCAUAUUUACCGGAAGAACCUAUGGUGUAUCAGUUGAAGAAGAAAAAGAAAAAAAAGAAGCACAGACAAGAGGAUCCUUUCAAAGACAUAGAGGAAAGGAAACCGGUUGAGGUUAUAAAGGACUUGGACAUCGAUAUUGAAUCUGUGCCGAGUUUGGAUCCGGAGAUCAGUAUUAAAGUUGAAAACAUUGAAGUUGAAUUGGAUUUUCAUGAUUUUGCGGAAGAUGGCGGACUAAUGGUCCAAGGACCUCACAGCGAAGACAGUCAGGAACCGGAAAUAAAAAUCGAACAACAGACACACGAAGCCGCCAUUCUUACAUUUGAGAACAUUAUCAAUGAAAAGACAGACAAAACUAUUUUAGGCUACAGUCAAGAGACUGGCGUAGAGGCCGCACCAAACUAUGUUUGCAAAAUAUGCCAUUUGAUAUUUCAAUCGCAGAAAACUUUACGUAUGCACCAGAAAAGGAAACAUAAAGUUUAUAGAAAGUCGUUUAAAAAUGUAUGUGAUUUCUGCGGAAUGUCGUAUGAGAUGAAAAACAGUUUAGCGGCUCAUAUUAAAAGAAAACAUGGACCAAAUUCGUCACCUGACGAUAGAGAGGAAAGAACUUGUGAGAUUUGUGCGUUAGUUUUCAAAGGAAUGACAAGAUUAAGAAUGCAUAUGAGAAGAAAACACAAUCUGUUCGAAGACUCUUUUCAAUAUGAGUGUCAAGAUUGCGGACUUACAUAUGAUAAGUACAGGAGUUUAGUUGUGCAUAGACAAAGGAAGCACACUGAAGUUACCAAACAUGAACCAACUCAAUGGUUCAACUGUCCAUUUUGCCCUAAAAUCUUUACUAAACGAGAAACUUAUGCCAGACAUGUUCAAAGAAAGCACAGAAUCGAUGAAGACGGGCCGGAAAAUGAUAAUAUAUCUCAAGAAUUUCUGGAAAGCUGUGUGAAUAAAGAAACCGGUGAAAUUUCUUGUAACGAAUGUCCACUAGUUUUCUCCUCUUUAAAUUUCCUAAAAUUGCACAUGAGACGAAAACACAAUGCGUUAAAAGAAGACUUUAGAUUGAAAUGUAUGAUCUGUAAUUUAUCCUAUGAUAAGAUUGAGAGUUUAAAGCGGCAUGUCAGAAGAAAACACGACGGUGGCGCCCAUUGUGAAGUGUGCAAUAAACAAUUUGAUACCAGAGAACAGUAUUUGAACCAUUCCCAUGUGAAAGUGAUUAAAGAAUGUCCAAUAUGUGGUUUAAUAUUUUCUUCGCAAGGCGGUUUAGGAAAGCAUUUACGGUGUACACACAAAAUUGAUACACCAAAGACUGUGUUCUGUGAUGUUUGUAAUGAAGGUUUCCACGAUAAGAGACAGUUAAAACCACAUUUAUUGAAAGUGCAUUUAAAUGUGUCAUACACUUGUAGGUUUUGUAUGAAAGUGUUCAAAGCUAAGGAGAGUUACAGACGCCAUAUUUUGUUUAAACAUCCAGCACCAACUCGUGACGAGCAACAGAAGUGUGAACAAUGUGCUGAAACUUUUGCGGACGAAUUCGAACUCAGCCGCCAUGUACACACAGUCCAUUCUAAAAAGUUAGAAUCUGAGAAUCCUUUAGUUGAAAUCAAGAAGGAAGAAGAUAUAAAACAAUUAUUUCAAUGCACAAAGUGUCCAGAAAACUAUCCAAUUUGGGAUCAGCUCAGGUUGCACUAUGAGCAGAACCAUCAGUUAGUGCAAGACACACAAUGCCAAAUAUGUGGCCAAAUCCUCCCUACAGUUGAAUUAACCAAACAUAUAAAGCAGUGCCAUACAGAAGAAACUGUCAUGGAGUGUAAAUACUGCGAAUUUAAAAGCACCAUCAAAGCAAGUAUGACACAACAUAUGCUAAGACAUAAAAACGCUACCACCAUCCAUUGUGAAUACACCGGUUGUAGAUUUAAAUCAUUUUAUGAUGAUGCAAUGGUUAAACAUAGGAAAAAACAUGUUGAUCAAGGUGUGAAACUACAGUGUAGUAGUUGUCCUUUUCAAACCAUGAAUAAGUACAUAUUAAAGUAUCAUGAAGAGGCUCACGCCACUGGCAAGAAAAGAUACACUUGCGACCAGUGUGACUAUGCUACUAUACUACCUGCUAACUUGGUACAACAUAAAUAUAAGCAUUCAACGGAAAAAAGAUUCAAAUGCGAAUACUGUCCGUUCGCCACUAAAUAUAAUACUUCGUUACGUUUUCAUGUUAAGAAAAAGCACUGUGAUCUCCCGUCUUUUGUUUGAAUUAUGUUGUUAAGUUAAUAAAAUAUUUGGUGUUA
Leguminivora glycinivorella is the source of this 2636-nucleotide messenger RNA. Its product is annotated as zinc finger protein 14-like. Gene Ontology annotation, molecular function: RNA polymerase II transcription regulatory region sequence-specific DNA binding; DNA-binding transcription factor activity, RNA polymerase II-specific. Gene Ontology annotation, biological process: regulation of transcription by RNA polymerase II. Gene Ontology annotation, cellular component: nucleus. The transcript is spliced from 3 exons. The coding region runs from base 274 to 2601 and encodes 775 amino acids. Lineage: Eukaryota; Metazoa; Arthropoda; Insecta; Lepidoptera; Tortricidae. The record is from RefSeq and is a predicted model, not a curated record.